CUCAACUCUUACUGAAAAGACGAACUAGCAUUAAAUAAAAAGAGCUUUCACGAUUAGUAAAAUCAUUAAUUUUAUUAGUUUGUUCAUGAGCAGCUGAAUUAUUUAAAAAAUAGUUUCUGUUCUGGUUCAUAAUAGUUCACACUAUUUUUCUUUAAGUAUGUUGGUCUUUUUCACAUGUACUUCAUAUUUCCUACCAUCUUGUAUUGAUCCGUCUUUUCUUUCCUGACAUAAAGUGAAGAAAGAAUAAGUUCUGUUCAAAUCUUUGUUUCCUUGAGCAAUAAAACAUCACUUUCAUCUGUCAGAUCAAAGAUGCAGUGGAGUCUGUAUCUGCUUAUUCUGAUGGGUCAGUGUUGCUUCUUUACAUGCCGCCUGUAUGAGUACCACUUUAUUGCAGAAAACAAGAGCUGGUAUGAAGCACAGAGAUACUGCAGAGAGAAAUAUACAGACCUGGCCAAAGUGUUUGACAUGACAGACAUGAGCAGACUCCGUAACUCCACACAGAAUCAAGGAGAAGCCUGGAUUGGACUGAACAACAACACAGGUGGAAACAGGACGUGGCAUUGGUCUCUGCCAGGAGUGGAAUACAUUCAAAAUGACAGCAGCUGGAAUCUGAAUGGAAGAACUGAUAAAGAAAAGCCUGGAAACUGUGGGAGGAAAAGAGACAAGCUAGCAAAUGUUUCUUGUGACACUAAUAUGUGGUUCAUUUGCUACGAUGACAAAAAAACAUUUUAUUUGAUUGAGGAGAAGAAGAACUGGACACAGGCUCAGAGCUACUGCAGAUCCCAUUACACUGACUUUGCCAGUGGACUCAAUCAGGUAGAUGGAGAAGAAGUGAAGGGCCUGUGUAACAACUCUACCUUUAGUGCAUGGGUCGGUCUGUUCAGAGACAGGUGGAGGUGGUCAGAUGGGAGUAAUUUCUCUUUCAGAUACUGGGAUAUGCAGUUAUUCAAUGAUACACAAAGCAACAAGACAUGUGCUAUGACUCUGUUAAACAGAUCAGGAAAAUGGAGCUCUGAUGAAUGUGACAAAGAAAAACCCUUCUUCUGUUAUGAUGAUAAAUUGAUCCUGAUCAAUGUAAACAAGACCUGGGAGGAGGCCUUGGAUUACUGCAGAAAGAAUUACAGGGACCUGGUCUCCAUCACUAACCCUCAAGAGCAGGGAUGGGUCCAAGACAAAGCCAAGAACGCCUCGAGUCCUUUUGUCUGGCUCGGCCUGCGCUACUCCUGCACUCUGGGUCUGUGGUUCUGGAUCAAUGACCAGCUGGUCUGCUAUGAGAAGUGGAGCAAAAAUGGAACGACUGAAGAGUGUGACGUGGCUGUGGGCAUACAGAGUGGAGGACAGCAUGAGUGGUUCAGCCAGAGAAAAAAUGAGAUAUAA
This is a messenger RNA of Oreochromis niloticus (Nile tilapia), 1377 nucleotides long. RefSeq names its product putative C-type lectin domain family 20 member A. The transcript is spliced from 4 exons. Lineage: Eukaryota; Metazoa; Chordata; Actinopteri; Cichliformes; Cichlidae. Bases 310 to 1377 code for a protein of 355 amino acids. The record is from RefSeq and is a predicted model, not a curated record.